AUGAGCUGGGCAGUGGAAGAAUGGAAAGAAGGCCUGCCCAGCAGAGCUCUUCAGAAAAUUCAAGAGCUGGAAGGACAACUGGACAAGCUGAAGAAAGAAAAGCAACAAAGGCAGUUUCAGCUUGAAACUCUGGAGGCUGUAGUGCAGAAGGAAAAACAGAAGGUUGAGAAUGAAAAAGUGGAGGUGACAAACCUGAAGAGGGAGAAUCAGAGCUUGCUGGAGGUAUGUGAAAACCUGGAGAAGGCUAAGCAGAAGAUUUCUCACGAACUUCAAGUCAAGGAGUCACAAGUGAAUUUCCAAGAGGGACAACUGAGUUCAACCAAAAAACAAAUAGAGAAACUGGAGCAGGAGCUUAAAAGAUGUAAAUCUGAACUUGAAAGAAGCCAGAAAGCUGCACAAUCUGCACAUGUCUCUGUGAAUCCAUGCAAUACACCACAAAAAUAUUUUACAAGUCCAAUAACACCAGUUCAGUGUUAUACCGGUUCCAAAUAUGAAGAUCUAAAAGAAAAAUAUAAUAAAGAAGUUGAAGAACGCAAAAGAUUAGAGGCAGAGGUGAAAGCCUUGCAGGCAAAAAAAGCAAACCAGGUCAUUCCAGAGAAGAUCAUGAAUCACCGGGACAUCGCCCGACAGCAGGCCUCAUCGUCUGUGUUCUCAUGGCAACAAGAGAAAACUCCAAGUCGUCUUUCUUCCAGUGCUCUCCCGAGUCUUAUGGGGAGAAGUUUCUCCGCCUGUCACACUCCUGGGGAAGAGGUAGCGACUGCUAGCAGAUCAGCUUUGCAGGCGGGGCAGAGGGAUGCUGAUAGCAGCUGCUGCAAUCAUUCUAGGUGUUCUCCUCUUUCAGGUCAACUAAAAGCCCAGAAUCAAGAGCUAAGGAGCAAGAUUGGUGAGUUGGAACUGCAACUGCAAGGACAAGAACAAAAAAUGAAAGGCCAAGUGAAUAAAUGUCAAGAGCUACAGCUCCAACUGGAAAAAGCAAACAUGGAACUGAAGGAGAAAGAGAAGGUUUCGACGGAAAGGAGAGAAGCACUAGUGAGAAUGACAGCACAGUGUGACCAGGCGUCCACCAAGUGUGGUGUCCUGGAAGAAAAACUGAAAAAACUGAGUGAAGAUUUGAGCUGUCAGCGACAGAAUGCCGACAGUAUCAGAUGUUCUCUGGAAGAGAAACUGAAGGUAAAAGAGAAGGCAUUUCAAGAGGAGCUCUCCCGACAAGAGCGCGCCUUCCAAAGCCUGGAGCGAGAGAGUGCGCAGGCGAAAGGCAAGCUCUCGGAGGAGCUGCAGCGGGUCAGGGCCGCUCUGGGCGCCCUGCAGGCGCAGCUGGAGGAGGUCUCAUCAGGAAAGCAGCAGCUAGAAAAAAAAUUGGAAGGGUGUAAACAAAAUUUCGGCCGAACCGAACAGGCGUUGCAGGCGAGUCAGACCAGGGAAGAGGAGCUGAGGAGGAGCUGUGAGGAAAUGAAGAAAGAAAACAGCUUCCUCAGGAGUCAGUCUGAGCAAAGAGCCAGAGAAGUCUGCCACCUACAGGAAGAACUGAAGAAGAGCAAGCGGGAUUUGAGUCAGAGCCAGAAUGUUGCUGAGGAAAUGAGGGCUAAGAAUGCAUCUCAGGAAAGCAUGUUAAGAGAUCUCCAAGAAAAAAUAAAUCAGCAAGAGAAUUCCUUGACUGUAGAGAAACUGAAGCUUGCUUUGGCUGAUCUGGAAAAGCAGCGUGAUUGUUCUCAGGACCUUUUGAAGAAAAGGGAACACCACAUUGAACAACUGAGUGAAAAGUUAAGCAAAACAAAAAGAGAGUCUGAAGCUUUAUCAAGUGCUUUGGAGUUAAAAAAGAAAGAGUUUGAAGAACUGACAGAAGAGAAAACUCUAUUUUCUCACUGGAAAAGUGAAAAUGAACAACUCAUAAAGCAGAUGGAAUCAGAACAUGAAAACCUGCAGAGUAAAAUCAGUCAACUGGAAACUUGCCGUAAGACACAAGAAAUACAAAGCAAUGAAUACAAGGAGAGAGUAAGCACAUUGGAGAUGGAAAGAGAAAACCUUAGUGCGGAGGUGAGAAACCUUCACAGUGUCAUCGAUAGCCAGACAGUGGAGGUGGAGACACAGAAACAAGCUUAUGUAGAACUGCAGCAGAAAGCCAACCUGUCAGAUCAGAAACAUAAGAAGGAAACAGAAAAUAUGUGUUUGAAAGUUUCUGAACUUAUGGAGCAAGUUGAAGAUCUAAAGCAGAAGCUUCAGUUACUGUCAAGAGAAAUAACGGACAAAGACCAGCGUUACCAAGACUUGCACUCUGAAUAUGAGAGUCUCAGGGAUCUGCUAAAACCUGGUGAUCCUUUGGUGACGAGGGAAGCUCGUGGCAGACGUCUUCUGACUUCUGAGGAGCAGUCUGAAGUGAGAAAUUCCUUUGUAGAUGUAGUUGGAGAACAAGGAAGCAUGCCUUCAGAAAGGGGCGGCGGCCACGUAGGAGCAGACCAAAGUCCAGAAAAUUCAGCCCUUUUACAAUGUCUACAGCUUGAGUUACAGACAAUGAGAACAGAAUUGGAAUCUGGAAAUGGGCAGGAGGGCACUCAGUCAGGAGAUGUUAGUGGUCUUAAAGACUGUGAAACAGAUACAGAGGGAAAGCCUCUGCCUGAGUUUUACAUGCUGUCAACAAGUGAAAAUGACGAUACGCGGUUCCAGCGUGCUCUACAGAGAGCAAUAGACAAGCUGCAUGAGCUAGAGACAAUGUGUGAAACGCUGCGUGUUGAAAAGUUUGAAUCAAUGUCUGAGCUGAAUGACUCGAGAUCAGAACGUAUCACAGCAACUAGUAAAAUGACAGACGAUUUCAAGAAACUACUUGAUGCAGUUAAAAUAUUAAAUAAUGAACACAGCCAUUGCCAAGAUGAGUUAGUAGAAGAGGUGCCAGAAGGUGAGCCUGGUGAACAACAAAGUAUAGAGACAUCUGUGUUCUUAAAUUCUUUGGGUGAUGGAAACUUUUACGAGCAUUUGACAUUGUCGCACAAAGAAGUUCAAAUGUGCUUUGCUGAAUUGCAGGACAAAUUCUCAUGUUUACAAAGGGAACACAAACUUUUACAUGAUCAACACAGCCAAAUGAGAACUAAGAUGUCAGAGCUACAGUCCUAUGUUGGCAUAUUAAAGGCUGAAAAUUCGGUCUUGUCAAUGAAACUUAGAAGCUCUCAAGGUGACCUGGUUAAGGAGGGGAAGAUGGAACCCUCAGAUGGGCAUUCGUUGCUCAUGUCAUUGUCUUGUGUGGCUGACAGCCCUAGUCCUCCAAGUCUGGGUGAAUUGUCAUUCUGGAAAGGUCUUUUGGAAGAGAUAGGAGAAACAUCUCUUCUGAAGGGUGUACAAGGGGACGUUUGUGCACAGCAGUCUGACGUCGAGGAGGCGUCGCGCUGCGGUCCGCAGGAAGAGGGUCUGCCCCCGGAAGCCAUGCCGCCAGUCCCGGAGAAGAGUGUUGAAGAACUGGAGAUCCUGUGUGAGGGGUGCCAGCAGUCCCUCAAGGAGCCGGGAGAGACCGUGGGAAGUCAGGAGAUGAUGGAAGAGAAGGCCAUGGAAGAACCCGGACAGUUCGGAAGCUCUGAAAGGAAAGAACUUGACUGCCUGAGGGAGCAGCAUGUGUCAGAAAUCGAACAGUGUCCACAGAUGCCAGCAGGCCUGACGGUAGGGAGAGAGUCCCCGUUGGCAGCAGAAGAGGAACCGACGGAACACCUGUCGCCGGAGCUGGGAGUCGCGCCACUUGAGCCCCAAUGUCUGGACUUAAGUGCCUGGACCGUGCUGGGCACCGAUGCUGAAGACGCUCUUCAGGGUGGAAGUGAGAGCUGUGAUACAAACGGAUCAGAAGAAGGUACUACGGAAAGGAAGGAGAGAACACCAAAGAGGGACAUUCAUUCGCUUUGUGACCGAAUUGUAGUCAUAAAUGGGAGAAGCUGGCUUCAUUCAGAAGUAGAUACUUUGUCAAAAGAAAAGAAGGAACUGGAUCUGAUGUCUAAAAAGAUGAAGGAGAAAAUAGAAGAGCUGGAGUUUCAUCAAGGAGAGUGUCCGUAUCACUCUGACAUUGUGGAAACUGAGGUGAAGGGCAAGAGACAGCUCCUUCAGACUUUGUCCUCUGACGUAAGUGAGCUUUUAAAAGAGAAAGCCUACCUCCAGGAGCAGCUGCAGCGUUUGGAAAAGGACUCACACGCCCUGUCUUUGGGCAAAAACGAGCUAGAAAACCAAAUCAGACAGUUGAAUAAUGAGAAAGAGUUGCUUGUGAGGGAAUCUGAAAGCCUGUGGAACAAGUUACAUGAAUUGGAGCAGGAAAAGCUGACUGCCACUAAAUCCUUGGAGGCUGCAGUAAUGGAAAAAGGCGAGGUCGCUGUGAGGUUGAGCUCAACGCAAGAUGAGGUGCAUCAGCUGAGAAAUGGCAUUGAGAAACUGAGGGUCCGCAUCGAGGCCGACGAGAGGAAGCAGGUCCAUGUCUUGGAGAAACUGAAAGAAAGUGAGCAUAAGAACGAUUUGCUUCAGGAUAAAGUGGAGAAUCUUGAAAGAGCAUUGCAGAUGGCAGAAGAAAACCAAGAGAUAGUGAUUCUUGAUGCUGAGAAUUCCAAAGCAGAGGUGGAGACCCUAAAAACACAAAUAGAAUCAAUGACCGAAUCCCUGAAAGCCUUAGAAUCGGACCUUGUCAUGAUAAGAUCCGAAAAAGAAAAUCGAACCAAGCAGCUUCAAGAAAAAGAGGAUCAGAUGUCUGAAUUGGAUGCAUUACUUUCUUCAUGUAAAAACCUAUUAGAAGAAAAGGAGCAAGAGAAAAUGCAGAUGCGAGAAGAAUCUAAAGCUACAGUAGAAAUGCUUGAAAGAGAAUUGGAAGAGCUUAACAAGGAGGUGGCAGCCUUGUGUGAUAACCCAGAAACCGGGAUGGUCCCAGAACAGAGCCUGGGCUUCCCAAUGCAGGGAGUGCAGCAGCUGAAAACCAACAUACAGAAGCUGAAAGUCUGGGUGGACGAGGCAGGAAUGCAGCAGAUCCAAAUCUUAGGAGAACUGCAGGAAAGUAAACAGCAAGCCUCUUUGCUGGGGCAGACAGUCGAGGCCCUUGAAAAAGAACUAAAGGAGUCAGAAAAGAAACAUGAACAUGCAACUCAGGAGGCAGAGGACUCCAAAGCAGAGCUGGAGAAGCUAAAAGCAAAAAUAGAGGAUCUGGAAAAAGAUCUUGUCAACAUAAGGUCCGAAAAAGAAAAUCUGAGAAAAAAAUUACAGACGGACCAAGAGCAAUUAUCUGAAUUAGAAAUAUUAAAGUCUUCAUUUGAAAAUCAAUUGCAAGAAAAACAGAAAGAAAACAUUUGGCUGAAAGAAGAAUCUAAAAUUGUCGAGGAGCGGCUUCAAACGCUAUUUGAACAGAUGAAGGAGAAACUACCAGCCUUGUGUAAUGACCAAGGGCCCUGGAAGGCCACAGGACAAAGUUCUGAGACUGGUCAAAUACCUUAUCUUGAACAUGAGAAGAUUCAGCUGCCGCAAGGCCUUGACCAGACCCAAAGUAAUUAUAUUAUUUUGCAGUCUUCUGUGAAUGGCCUCAUUCAAGAAGUAGAAGAUGGCAGGCAGAAACUCCAGGAAAGGGAAGAAGAAAUCAGGGCAUUGAAAUAUCAAAUCCAAGAACAAGAGCAGCUUGUCUCUAAGCUGUCCCAGCUAGAAGGAGAGCUCCACGUUCUGAAGAAACAAAAGGCAGAACAGGAACAGAAGAUCCAAAGGCUGCAGUCCAAAAAUGACACUUUGCAGGACAACUACAACGUGCUACAGAAUUCUUACACACACCUGGAGAAAGAGCUGGAAUUGAUAAAAAUGGAAAAAGUAUCCUUUGUUGAAAAAGUAAACGUUUUGACUUUGAGGGAAACAGAGCUGCAGCGCGAAGUGCACGAGAUGACCCAGAAGAUGACGGACCUGAAAGCAGAAUUCAGUGGAGAGAAACAUACGCUGAGCAAAGAACUGAACGGAAUGUUGGAAGCACUGAAGCGGAGUGAAGGUCAAGUGAAGGAAUUGCUGCUAGAAAAGAGUGACUUGAGAAGGAGCUUGGAUCGCAUACAGCAAGAGCAGAUGGAGAAGGAAGAGAAAACGAGAGAAGAAAUAGCUGCUUCUCAGCAACAGCUUCAGGAAGCCGAAAAGAAACAUCACACUUUGCUUCUGGAUACCAACCAAGAGCAUGCGCUGGAAAUCCAAACGUAUAGAGAGAAACUGACUUCUGCAGAAGAAUGUCUCCGCUCCCAGAAGGUGGAGAUAGACCUCUUCACGUCCAGUAAAGAACAACUCACGGAGUCUUUGAAUGAAAACGCUGAGCUUUUAAAGGAAUUGCUACAAACCAAGAUGGACAGUCAAACAUAUAUAAAUCAGCUGAAGAAGGAAAAGGAAAGUGCCCAAGGGGAAAUCAAGUCAUUGCUCAGACGUCAUAAGUUGCUGGAAGAGGAGAAAGCACUGCUCCAAAAAGAACUGUGUCACCUGGAAGAAGCUGCGCAAGAGAAGCAGAAAUCAGGUGCUGUUGUGGAUGCUCAUGUCGAUGAACUGAUGACUGAGGUGAAAGAACUGAAAGAGGCCCUUGAAGUAAAAAACAAGGAGGCAGACGAAUACUUGGAUAAGUACUGCUCUCUGCUCAUAAGCCACGAGAAGCUGGAGAGAGCCAAAGAGAUGCUGGAGACGCAAGUUGCUCGUCUGAGCACACAACAAUCUGCACCUCCUGUCCCAAUUUCUCCCGGGCUCAAGUCAGUAGACCAAGAGUCACCUCCAGUGCCUUAUGUUAUGGAAAAGUCACCUCCAGUCCCUUGUGUUCCUGAAAAGAAGGUAUCAUCCGGCCAACGUAAAGCUUCAGGCAAAAGGCAAAGGUCUAGUGGGAUUCGGGAGAACAAGGGAGGAACCUCACCCUCCACACCAGACAUGUUUCCAAAACCAAGCCAGAAGGUGGUCCAAAGUGCUGUCCCCCCUGCUGAGGAUGCGGAAUCCACUGAGUUUGAGCCUGAGGGACUUCCAGAAGUUGUAAAGAAAGGGUUUGCUGAUAUCCCAACGGGAAAGACAAGCCCCUUUAUCCUGAGAAGAACCACCAUGGCAACAAGGACGAGCCCUCGCCUUGCAGCCCAGAAGUUACCACCAUUUCUCCCAAAUCUUCACAAAGAAAACCAGGCUGAGAUGUCCAAACCAACAGCUGGUGGCAGCAGGUCACAGAAGGUCAAGGUCGCUCAACAAAGCCCUGCAGAUUCGGACACCGUCUUCCAUGAUCCCUCUGCGAGACCACUCUCAGCCAAUAACCUCCCUAAGAGACAGUGGGCUGGCAGCCCCAGGGAGGGCCUGAGGUCCAAGCGAGGCUGCCUCACACCCAGCCUGGAAGCUGAUAUGGAGUCCCACGAGAACUGUCAGAUCCAGUAG
Messenger RNA from Pteronotus mesoamericanus, 7359 nucleotides. It is a transcript of the gene CENPF, whose product is annotated as centromere protein F. Gene Ontology annotation, biological process: metaphase chromosome alignment; mitotic cell cycle; regulation of G2/M transition of mitotic cell cycle. The transcript is spliced from 19 exons. Gene Ontology annotation, cellular component: nucleus; spindle pole; chromosome, centromeric region. Gene Ontology annotation, molecular function: microtubule binding; protein homodimerization activity; transcription factor binding. The coding region runs from base 1 to 7359 and encodes 2452 amino acids. Lineage: Eukaryota; Metazoa; Chordata; Mammalia; Chiroptera; Mormoopidae. The record is from RefSeq and is a predicted model, not a curated record.